CCAUGCCGAGAGAGGGACCCAGCUGGCGGCCUGAGCAGUGGGCAGUCGUUGCGCAGAGGCUGAGCGGGUAGCAAAGCGUGCUAAGAUAGUUGCCACAUAAUAAGGCGUAACAGGGAACAAAAUGUCCUUUUGCUCGUGGUUUAAAGAGGAGGAAUAUAGAGAUAAUUUCGAGCCAGGGUUGUACGUUUGUGUAGAAUGUGGAUACGAGCUGUUCUCCAGCCAAGCCAAGUAUGAGCACCACACACCAUGGCCAGCUUUUACUAAGACAGUCCAUAAGGAUUCAGUAAGCAAGGUUCCAGAGGAGGGUCGUCCAGGAGCUCUGAAGGUGUCAUGUGGAAAGUGUGGCAAUGGACUGGGCCAUGAAUUCCUUAAGGAUGGACCAGAUGGAAAGAUGUCAAGGUUCUGAAUAUUCUCACACUCCCUCAAGUUUAUUCCUAAAACUGAGGGAGAUCAGAUCGCGAAUGGAUCAGCUGAGGCAAAUGGAAAUUCCUGAGACAGGGAUGGCACCUGCAAGUUGCCGUCUAGCUCCUCUCAGAAGAAGGAAGAAUGUAGACUGGUUUAAUUGCAGUUUCACCCAAAUAGUGAUCCUGUUAGGAAUAUGUUUAUAUUAUUGUUGGAAUUAUUUGAAGAAAAUAGAUUAACUAACAAUAUUAAGAUUAAUGCAAAUUUGGAAAGUGCCAAAAAGACACAUUUCUCAAUUAUGACUUGGGAGCAAGUGACAGAAAUGUCCAUUUAUUGUGACCAGUAAUAUGAAGUUAAUGAGUGAAACAUGAAUACAUGAAUUCCUUAAUGGAUGCUUAUACUGGUCCAGCUUACAUGGCCAUAGCUGACAUCUUUUAAGUCAGAUCUAUUUUUACAAACUCUUUCAUUAAACAAAAGUCAUGAAACAAUAUUGUUAGAGUAUUUUAAUGCCUUUUUUCACAUAUAUUUGAUAUAUAUUUUGGAUUUUUUUUUUAGUAUAUAUGUUAUUAGGCAAUAAGAAAUAGCUAAAGAACCUGGUUAAUGAUGAUAGUUAGUGUGUGACUUACCAGAAAAGUCAAUGGAAUGUUAAAAUGGUAUAUAUUGUGGUAAAAGUAAAGAUACCAAUAUUGGAAUGGCAAAUAGCUUGCUAUUCAGAACUGGAAUUUAUUAAGAUCUUGUCUGCUGUCAGUGUUAUGAAGCAGAAAAGGUAAACUUGACAGAAAGUCCUUUUUAGCGGAAGAUGUUUCUGAAACAAGCAGGAUCUUUUUGAUUCCAUAAUCAUUUCCUCAAGUAUAUUGUUAGAUUUCACCAUAAAUUCUUAUAGAUUUUUUUUUUU
This is a messenger RNA of Penaeus indicus, 1297 nucleotides long. RefSeq names its product methionine-R-sulfoxide reductase B1-like. Gene Ontology annotation, biological process: protein repair. Gene Ontology annotation, molecular function: peptide-methionine (R)-S-oxide reductase activity; L-methionine (R)-S-oxide reductase activity. The transcript has 4 exons. Gene Ontology annotation, cellular component: nucleus. The record is from RefSeq and is a predicted model, not a curated record. NCBI's taxonomy places the organism in Eukaryota, Metazoa, Arthropoda, Malacostraca, Decapoda, Penaeidae.